Chenopodium quinoa (quinoa) is the source of this 1586-nucleotide messenger RNA. RefSeq lists its product as uncharacterized. The transcript has 4 exons. The record is from RefSeq and is a predicted model, not a curated record. Lineage: Eukaryota; Viridiplantae; Streptophyta; Magnoliopsida; Caryophyllales; Amaranthaceae. The coding region runs from base 235 to 924 and encodes 229 amino acids.
ACCUCCUAGUAAAAAAAAAAAAAAAAACCUCCUAGUAAACCUCCUAGAGCUAACAUCAUAUAGAGAACAUGAGUUAACAAAGUCGUUAUCUAUCUACAUGUUUUGUCACAAGUCACAAAAUACUUGCAAUUACUUUACUUUUAUUCCUUCAUAUUAAAAAAUUUAAAAAAAAAAAAAAAACAAACAAACAAACAAAAACCAAAAAUACUUAGUAUUUCCUUCACUUAAAAUUGUAUGACCGAAAAAAUACACACAACUCAAACUAAGAAGAAGAUAAUGGGUGGUAGACCAACAAGUUUAGCCGCAAAUUCUGACCCUUUAAGCUUUGCUGCACCAACGACUUCUUCUUCUGUUGAUUCUGUUUUCGGAUCGGUUCCCACUCGACUCGAAGCUGAAUAUGCAAUUACAGCCUUUCAAAGUUUCAUGAUGCAAGGGCUUUCUUCAUCAAUAUCGAUAUUAGAUCGUCUUCAGCCAAUUUUGAGCCAUGAUCAACUGCAGUCUACUGGAUUCCAAAGGGUUUAUGAUGCCUUUCUCUUACUACAGACAGUUCCGUAUGUUCAAAGAAUGGUGGUUUCCAUAUCUUCUGAUAAAGCUGUGUGGGAUGCUGUAAUGAACAAUAACGAAGUUCAGGAGUUCCGUCAGUCAGUCAAUCAAGCUAAAUCAAGCAGACAUCAGAGGUCCGAUGAGGAACCUGCCUUGGUUUCAAUGAUUCUAAAGUGGAUUUUGGACAAUAUGAAGCUUAAAGUUUUGCAACUGAUUGAGUCGUUGAAGUCAGUAGUCAGCAAGAGCUUCGAGUCCUCCCAAAACAAGAACACAACAAACCCUGAAUUGAAACAUGGGUUCGAGGAGAUGAUUGUCUCGACUGUACUUCUCUCUACCAUUACUCUCAUGAUUGUGCUUGUAACUCGUGCCUAUGGGGCAUAAUCAUUAUCAACCCUGGUUAGUUUGGGCUUAUUAACAUGUGCAUAUUUUGGGUAUUGGAAUCAGUUGAUAUCCAACUUGUGUAGCUACAUUAAGGAUAAUUUUCAACCUAUUCAACCCUCUUGAAAGAAUCUGCAUAGAUCUUGGCUCCCCGGCUCCUAAAAAUAAUUACGGUUGAUUGCUUAACCAUUAGACACCUAACAAGGGCGGAAUGUGUAUAGUAUCCUGAAGCCAAGCUUUUGCUCAUUAUGUUACUUUAGGUAAUUCAUUACCCUAACAGUUUUGUAACUAAUUAGGAUAGUAUAAUUUUUCCCCAAAUUAGACUUUGCGAUUAUCUGUAGUCUGUAUAAAACCUUGUAAAAUUGCAUACAAUUAACAAGUAAAGUGCGUCAAGAAGUUUAAAAAAAAAAUAUAUAAAUCAAUGUCUUGCAGUUACAGUCUGUUGUCUGAAUUCAAAUCACUGAAUGCCUUUUGCAAUGGUCUAGAAUCACAAAUCAGUAUAGUUUAAUGAUUACACUUAUUGUUUAAUCUGAUGGCUCAAUAGAACAUAAUUUGCCCCGAAGGAGGAUACAUUCAAUCAACGACCUGAGUCACCUGACACGAAUGCAUGACUGUCUGUAAGUUGACAUAAUUGUAACUUGCAAAUUCAAAACACCGACCCCAAG